Messenger RNA from Cynara cardunculus var. scolymus (artichoke), 1509 nucleotides. Its product is annotated as oleoyl-acyl carrier protein thioesterase, chloroplastic-like. The transcript is spliced from 8 exons. Gene Ontology annotation, biological process: fatty acid biosynthetic process. Gene Ontology annotation, molecular function: acyl carrier activity; fatty acyl-[ACP] hydrolase activity. NCBI's taxonomy places the organism in Eukaryota, Viridiplantae, Streptophyta, Magnoliopsida, Asterales, Asteraceae. The record is from RefSeq and is a predicted model, not a curated record. The coding region runs from base 69 to 1193 and encodes 374 amino acids.
GCAACCAGAAAUACACUUCACCCGCCUGAGAAAUUUGUGGACAUUGACAUCCCAAAGAGCCGGAAAACAUGUUAUCAACCGCCGCAUUGACGCCAGCGACCACCGCCGGAUGUAAUGUCGUCUCUAGAGACCUUACUCGUCUCGUAACUUAUUCCCAAUCCUUUGAUUCCACCUCAAUUCGCAGACGAAACAGUGUUUUGUUACGCAGUCCGUCGUCCCGGAGGGUUUCGCCGGUGGUGGCGGCGGUAACUGGUCACCAGCCGAAUGGACUUGCUGUUGGUGUGAAGGAGGUGGAAGAGGAGAAGGAGAAGAGCUUGGCGGACCGGCUUCGGUUGGGGAGCUUGACGGAGGAUGGAUUAUCGUAUAAGGAGAGGUUCAUUGUAAGGUGUUAUGAAGUAGGGGUUAACAAAACCGCCACUGUUGAAACGAUUGCGAACCUGUUGCAGGAGGUUGGAGGCAAUCAUGCUCAGAGCGUUGGAUUUUCAACCGAUGGGUUUGCCACUACAACUACAAUGAGAAAAUUGCAUCUCAUAUGGGUGACUGCACGAAUGCAUAUUGAAAUUUACAGAUACCCUGCUUGGAGUGACGUGGUUGAAAUUGAGACUUGGUGCCAGAGUGAAGGAAGGAUCGGGACUAGACGUGAUUGGAUUCUCAAAGACUAUGCCAAUGGUGAGGUCAUCGGAAGGGCUACAAGCAAGUGGGUGAUGAUGAAUGAAGAUACUAGAAGGCUCCAGAAAGUUAGUGAUGAUGUCCGAGAUGAAUAUCUAAUUUUUUGUCCAAAGACAUUGAGAUUAGCAUUCCCUGAAGAGAACAAUAACAGCCUGAAGAAAAUAGCGAAACUCGAAGAUCCAGCUGAAUUUUCGAGGCCAGGACUUGUGCCAAGAAGAGCCGAUUUGGAUAUGAACAAGCAUGUCAACAAUGUUACCUACAUUGGAUGGGUUCUUGAGAGCAUCCCACAAGAAAUCAUAGACAGUCAUGAACUGCAAGCUAUUACCUUAGACUACAGACGCGAAUGCCAGCAUGACGACAUAGUUGAUUCUCUCACCACUCCCGAGCCACUCAAUGAUUCAAGCAACGGGUCUGCCGAUGGAGAAAAUUUGAGUAAAUUCUUGCAUUUACUGAGAUCAUCUGGUGACGGUCUCGAAAUAAACAGGGGUCGCACCGAAUGGAGAAAAAAACCACUGAAAAGAUGAGCGAAACGUAUCAUUCACUGGAGGCUUUCAGUGGAAACAGCUGCUCUAUCUUUUUGGAAAAGAGGUGAGGUUUACGUAUAUCCCCUCCUGACACUGCUUUCGAGUGAGGUUUACUGGAUCCGUGUGGUUUGGUUUGGGUGGAAUAGGAAAUAAUGAGGCAAUGAGGGGGGUUUUCUAUUGGCAAUUUAAAUGGACAUAUGAGAGGAUGAGUGAAGUGAGAUUAGGGGUUGGAACCCAUGGUUGAUGAUAGAGUAAAUUACGUUUUUCAUCCCUAUGGUUUGUGGAAAUUUGUGGUUUUCAUCCUUGCGGUUUUAAA